CUUGCACGCCGACCGUCCAUCUUUAAACAUAACCUCAUUUCGUGCGGUGUGUUCUCUCAUUUCUGCUAGACAUCGUUGGAGGUACCACGUGCAAUUGUAGAUUUAAAGUUUUAUAAAACAUUCUAGCGCUAGUUAACGAAAAUGGUGAACGUUAAAACUCCCAACAAAAAACGAAAAAGCGGUGGGAACAGUGAAGGAGGUUCCCAAACAGCUCAGUCCCCAAAAGUGGCGAAACCUAAUACCCCUGCACAGACCCCAGGCAAGGGUAAAGGGAAGGCAACCCCUGGAAAACUGAAUAAAACUCCAAAGGCUGGCCCUCGUGAAAAUAACGCAAAUACACCUAACCAGACCCCACCGGCAGGCCCCGGCAAAAGUCCCAAACAAACACCCUUUAAAAAACAAGGAGGUGCUCAAGCAAGCGCCACUAAACCUAAACAGACCCCAUUUAAGAAGCAGGGAUUUUCUGAAGACAAAACCAAUAAAACUCCCAAACAAACCCCAAUUAAAAAGGAAUCUGGUUCAGAAGAAAGUGUUGUGCAGACACCAUUCAAAAAGCAAAUGAAUUCAGGCAAAAAGUUUAUUAAAAAAAAUGAACAAUCACCCAAAACAGAAAACGAGGUUUCACCAGCAAAAAAAAUGAAGAAGUUUGCUGGUACAGGGGAAAUGCAAUCAGAAGAUAACAAGGAACAAAAGCAGAAGGUGGAGAAGGUUGAUAAGAAACCAACCAGACAAAGAAGCAAAGCUCGAAGGAAGGCGUUGUUUACUGGUAUAAAAAGCAAGCUUCGUGAAGGUGAUGAAGGAACGAUAGCUUUUCUUGAAAAGAAAAUUACAGCGCUAGAGAGUCGCACAGAUUUAUCAAAAACCGCAAAGAAAAAAUUAAAGGUGUUGCAGAAACUGCGAAAGCUGGCACCUGGGGGCGCAGGUGAGGCGCAGUCACCGAAAGAGAAGAAGCAAGUUGUAGUGAAAAAAGAGACCAAGGCUGUUAACAAGAAUAAUCAAACACAAAAUAAAGCGAAUGCUAAGCCUGCUCCGAAAGUAAAAGUUGAAAUAAAAAAAGAAGAAAAAGAUAGCGAGGAUAGUGAGUCUGAUUAUGAAGUCGAAGCAGAAAUAAAUCCUGACAAACUUAUUAAAAAAGAAGCUGUUAAAGCGGAAAGCGAUGAAGAUGAAGAGGACGAAAGUGGGGAGGAAGAAGAAAGUGACUUAGAAGAGGAAGAAAGUGGAGAAGAAGAGGAGGAUGACGAAGAGAUGCAAGAUGAGUCUGGUGAUGAUGAAGAAGCGCAAGGUGAAUCUGACGAUGAUGAUGACGAUGAGGAAGAAGAAGAAGAAGAGAUACAACAAAUAAAAAAGCCUCAAGUGAAUAAAGGUAAGCAGUCUAAACAAACAAACGUUGCUAAGGAAACUAGUCCGGCAGCUAAAAAGUCUCGAUACGUUGUUUUUGUCGGAAAUCUCCCCUAUGAUGCAACUCGAGAGGAGAUUUCGGAGCAUUUUAGUAAAGCUGGGGAAGUUAAACAUGUUCGCAUACCUACAGACAGAAAAACAAAUAAACCAAGAGGUUUUGCGUACGCUGAAUUUAAUGAUGAAGUUUCUUAUCAGAAAGCUUUAUCUUUGCAUCACACAUUUAUCAAAGGGCGCCGUAUUAAUGUUCUUUAUACUGAAGGUGGAAAGAAGAAGGACGACGUGAAAAAGAGUAACAUCAAAGCGAAAAAUUUGAAGCUUGCCGCCAUGAGAAAACAAGGCCAACUUCACGGGAGCGUGAAACAAGAUAACAAAAGGUCGGCACGGAGGGCAAAGAAGGUGCUUAACGGCUCAAAUUAGUUUAUUGUUAAGAUUUUAAAUUUUUUUAUGUUAUAUGACUUACUUGAAUCAGUAGCUUGUAUAAGUUACAAAUAAAAUAAACAAUUAUACAACGUAAA
Zophobas morio is the source of this 1913-nucleotide messenger RNA. Its product is annotated as nucleolin-like. Bases 142 to 1815 code for a protein of 557 amino acids. The transcript is spliced from 2 exons. The record is from RefSeq and is a predicted model, not a curated record. Gene Ontology annotation, molecular function: mRNA binding. Lineage: Eukaryota; Metazoa; Arthropoda; Insecta; Coleoptera; Tenebrionidae.